AUGGGUGUCCAGAAGAAAGAAAAGGUCCGCAAGGAGCGCGAGGGCAAGACGGGCGAUGGCAUGGGCAAUGUCAAGGUCAAGGGCACCAACUUCUACCGCGAUGCGAAGAAGGUCAAGGUUCUCAAGCGCCUCACAGACGGCAAGGCUCAGCGCAACGCCAAGGGAGACAUCACCAAGGCUGCUGUCUACCAGAACCGCGAUGCGCCAGUCGCCCGUGUCGAGCCCAACAGGAAGUGGUUCAACAACACGCGAGUAAUAUCGCAAGAUGCCUUGGACAGCUUCCGCUCGGCCGUACAGGCGCAAGCCUCCGACCCUACCACCUUCCUGAUGAAGCGCAACAAGCUCCCCAUGAGCUUGAUCGAGACACCAGGCCAGAUCCCCGGCCUGAAGCAGCAUGCUGCCAAGAUUGCCGUCGGCAGUCAGCCUUUCUCAGAGACCUUUGGCCCCAAAGCUCAGCGGAAACGACCGAAGCUUGAUUUCAGCUCUAUUGAGGAUCUUGCUGGUCGCACAGGAAGCAUGCACGAGACAUACGUGGAGCGCCUCGAGCAGGCCAAGCUGUUGUCGGGCACGUCUGGCGAGGCAGAGACCAACGAGUCUUUCAACGACAACCCCAACGGCGAGCUUACAUCCGCGCGCGAGUUCAUCUUCAUGAAGGGUACUUCGAAGCGUAUCUGGAACGAGCUGUACAAGGUCAUCGACUCGUCCGAUGUUAUUCUACACGUUCUAGACGCCCGUGAUCCUGAUGGAACCCGUUGCCGCUCCGUCGAAAAGUACAUUCGUACUGAGGCACCUCACAAACAUCUGGUCUUCGUCCUCAACAAGGUCGAUCUUGUUCCUUCCAAGGUUGCUGCCGCCUGGGUACGCCACCUUAGCAAGGAGUUCCCCACACUUGCUUUCCACGCCUCCAUCAAUAACAGCUUCGGUAAAGGUUCCUUGAUCGCCCUUCUCCGACAGUUCAGCUCUCUCCACAGCGAUCGUAAACAAGUCUCUGUGGGCAUGGUCGGUUAUCCCAACACUGGUAAAUCGUCCAUCAUCAACACUCUGCGGAAAAAGAAGGUGUGCGUUGUUGCGCCCAUUGCGGGUGAGACCAAGGUCUGGCAAUACAUCACUUUGAUGAAGCGCAUUUACAUGAUCGACUGUCCUGGUAUCGUCCCACCGAACCAGAACGAUACCGAUCAGGACCUCCUACUCCGCGGUAGUGUUCGUGUUGAGAACGUCGAGUACCCAGCACAGUACAUUGAAGAAGUUUUGAAGCGGGUACAACCGCGUCAUCUCCAGCGAACGUACGACAUCAAGGCAUCCGACUACAAUGACGAUGCCGUCGCGUUUUUGGAGCUACUGUGCAGGAAGAGUGGCCGUCUGCUCAAGGGCGGUGAAGCCGACAUUGACGGUGCUGCUAAGAUGGUUCUGAACGACUGGAUAAGAGGAAAGCUUCCAUGGUUCACUCCACCACCGUACAAGGAGGGUGACGAUGUGAGCGGACCCAUCAACCCCAAGCGUGAAGGCCUGAUGGGUGAGAUGAGCAAGAAGAGGAAGCGUGGUGGUGAGAGCGAGGCUGCUGGAAGCGUGGCUGCGAAGACAGACGCCACCGGUGCGACGCAAGACGAAAGCGACGACGAUGACGAUGACUUUAGCGGCUUCAGCGAUGAAGAUGGCGUGGAGAUGGAUGAUGAUGAUGAAGAGGAGUCCGACGAUGAGGAAGGCGGUGAAGCUGAGGAUGAUGAGGAAAGUGAAGACGAUGCACAGGUCGAGGAAGAGCUUGCCGCGAUAACGCAAGCGCUGGCUAAGGCGAAGAAGCGGCAAAAGACCACGUAA
This is a messenger RNA of Alternaria postmessia, 1815 nucleotides long. RefSeq names its product GTPase required for pre-60S ribosomal subunit nuclear export and maturation (gene NOG2). Gene Ontology annotation, molecular function: GTP binding. The record is from RefSeq and is a predicted model, not a curated record. The transcript has 4 exons. Gene Ontology annotation, cellular component: nucleolus. Lineage: Eukaryota; Fungi; Ascomycota; Dothideomycetes; Pleosporales; Pleosporaceae. The coding region runs from base 1 to 1815 and encodes 604 amino acids.